Molecule: messenger RNA, 846 nt
Organism: Triticum turgidum subsp. durum (durum wheat)
Lineage: Eukaryota; Viridiplantae; Streptophyta; Magnoliopsida; Poales; Poaceae
Source: the annotation of a GenBank genome assembly
AUGGAGGGAGCUCCCGUGACAGCAGCCACGGGGGUCUUAGGGCUCGUCGUCGCGAAGCUGGGUUCUUUGCUGGGCAGCGAGUACAAGCUUCGAUGCCAGACUCGGAAGGACAUAAAGUUCAUCAAAUCCAAGCUCAAGUCUGUGCACUCUAUCCUUUGGGCGACAUGGGAGAGGGAGAUUCUCGAUGCGGAAUCCAAGGACCUGAAGAAGGAAGCGCUGGAUCUCGCCGAUGAUAUGCGCCACGUUGUCGACGACUUCAUCCUAUCUUUGGAGCCCAGCCGCAGAAGCAAGCACCUGAUGAUACAGAGCAAGAUCAAAGCAAGCCCUUUCCAAGAUUUCAGGACAAGAGUAGAUGACGUGUCGGGCCGGUGCCGCAGAAAUUGGAAGUGGAAGGAGGACAGGUCUGCUCAACCCUUCUCCGGCUUAUUUGCAAGGAAGAAUACCCAAUCCAGCCCCCCAAGCAAUCCGUCUCCUCCUCGAGCUCCAUUUGUCAGCAAGGAUGCGUCAGAGAUCAUUGGUAUGGACGGAUGGAGGGAUGACCUCAUCAAAUACCUGGUAGGAGAAGGAGAAGAGAGCACAAUGGUGCAGCCUCAUCUCAAAAUGGCAUCCAUUGUUGGGAUGGCCGGCAUGGGGAAAACAACCCUUGCCAACCAUGUGUAUGAGGAGAUUGAAAAGAAGUUCCAGUCCCGAGCUUUUGUGUCCGUCACUCCAACUCCCAACAUGAAGGAGGUUCUCACAAGUAUUCUCCGGCAAGUAGGAGCUGAACCACCUGCUGGCACCGAAGCAAGAACAGAGGAACAUAUCAUCCACACCAUAUCCACUUUCCUAGAGAAAAAAAGUACCUAG